Messenger RNA from Chaetomium globosum CBS 148.51, 4668 nucleotides. RefSeq lists its product as uncharacterized. The transcript is spliced from 2 exons. NCBI's taxonomy places the organism in Eukaryota, Fungi, Ascomycota, Sordariomycetes, Sordariales, Chaetomiaceae. Gene Ontology annotation, molecular function: metal ion binding. The record is from RefSeq and is a predicted model, not a curated record. The coding region runs from base 1 to 4668 and encodes 1555 amino acids.
AUGGAUCAAAGCCAUGGGAUUGGUGCUUGGGAUUCGAGUAGCUUUCCCACCGAAGCGUGGGACCACCAGUUCGGCGCGUUUGAUCAGGCCGCUGGUGCGGAGAGCAGCUACCCGAACCCGGACUUCCUCGACGGCGGCGCUGUGAACCCUCAGUUGUCCGGAACUGACAAUCAGGGUGGCCUGUAUCGUCCCUUCGACUACUAUGGUCAGGGUGACGUCUGGUCGGACCACCCUCAAAGUACGGCGGCACCAUUCACUCAAGACACCCCGCUACCGCAAGGUUAUUUCGGGGAGCAACGCCACCCAGUUGAUACCAAUCAGACAAUCGACAGCCGCUUUGCCCUCGAUAUCCAGCAAGGAAAUGAGUUUCCAUCUCAGCUUCACAGCAAUAUCAGCCAGCAGGUGAAUCCUCAUCACAAUUUCAACCGUGGAGUAGCUAGCCCACCUGGCCCGGCGCCGAACAGCUACCACCAAGGUCCAAUUCCUCAGUGGCAAGAACAAGUGCCUACGGGGUAUGGAUCUGGGCCCCAGUUUGAGAACCCUCUUAGUGCUGUCCAGUCAGCCAACGUAUCAGCCCCGGCUUCCAAUGCCUCACCAUCACCCUUCUUCUCUGGCCAAGGCGUGAGCGCGCCAGCGGUCUCGGGGUAUCAAACAGAGGCGCGCCAGCAAACCCCCGUGAAUUCCCGACAAGUUCACCCACAGUUUGCGGCAUCGCUGGACGGACAGUCGCAGCAACCCGCCCCUUCGCAGCCUCCUACACGAAAGCCCACACCCCAACAGCUGCCUCAACAGCUGCCUCAACAGCUCCACCAGCACAUUUCCCAGCAGGGAAUGCCUCAACAGCAGCAAACUCAGCAACCAGCUCCGAGGCCCAUUCAGCAAGCAGUUCAGCAACAAGUAGUUCAGCAACAAGUAGCUCAGCAACAAGUAGCUCAGCAACAAGUAGCUCAGCAGCCGAUCCACAAGCCCGCUCAGCAACCGGGCCAACGACCCACACCACAGCCUACCGUCCAGGCCGGCGCUGCUGGGCAACAUGUUUUUCCUCAACAACCGUUCAGCCAACCCCGGCCGGUUCAACAACCACAAAUACCUGAGGGAAAUGCCGCGGCAGGUGUGAAGCGUGGCGCCACCGGUGAAACGCAGGUCACCCCAGUUGCUGCGAAGAAAGCCAAGGUAUCCGCACCGCCAACUGCCAACCCUUCUCCUGCCGCUGUUCAGCCUUCUCCUGUCCCAGUUCAGGAUCAGCCCCAGAAGGUGUCCGGUCCCGUAUGUAGCAUCAGCUACCAGGAUACCAACCUCCUCUCAUCAGCUCGUGCUCGGCCGGGUGCGAGAUGGGUGGGUGUGCCAAAUCUUGUAGUCGAUUCCGCGCCAGUAAAACUCCAAAAGGGGACACCGACGAAGCGAUAUGUGACUCUGGCGACAAAGGGUGGUAAAGAUCCGUUGUUCUCCAAGAUGUGGCGGGCCUGGACCCCGGCGGAAAGUCUCGGAAACCACGCCAACACAUACCAAAAGGCGACGGAUGACUUGGACCGCCAGCGGGCUGAUAUCCGUCUUGACAUUGAGAUGAAGCGAGGGGCAACCGUAGCUUCCUUGAAGCCGCAGCGAGUUGACCCCCCAGCAGAGCCGCUUUUCUCGGGCCUUAAGGCAGUUGAGUAUCUACGUUUUCACCCAGCUCACCUUCGCAACCAAAAGGUAGCUGGAGAUGCCUGUUCCGAGUUUGCCGCGUUUCUUCACUCCAAGGCUGCGAAUGUCAAGUCUGCCCUGCAAGCCGCAGCUGAGAACCCCCCCAAAGGUGGCCAGGCCGAGAUCAAGGCGCGGACAGCCAAAGAACAGCUGGAGCGUGCCAUCGAGGAGGGCCUCCGGGUCGAGCCCGGCAAUCUAUUCGCGAAAUUAAGCGGCAGCAACAGGAUGCUUGCUGUUUUGAACAACGUUCUCGUGAAACUUACUAACGCGGGCGAGGCGAAUUCGUCCCUGGCCAAGGUAAUCCUUCGUCUGUAUACGCGGCUCACCAAGGUGACGUCCGAGCAGUUGCAAAAGCUGCAGUUGGACAAGUUAAGAAAGAAGCUGGGCAAGGACGGGGAUGAUGAGGCGAAAGCACUAAUAUCUCAGGUGUUUGACAAUGCCAAAGAGAAUGAUGAGGAUGAAAACGAGAACGAGAGCGACACGCCUAGCGCAGAGUCAGGUGCUCGUGGGAAGAAAGCUCCCCAUACGCAAGCCCGGAUGCUCUCAAAACAGAUGACUCCGGGAAGCGACCCAAAAAAGACGGCGAGUUCUUCCACUUCAAAACCUGCCACCUCAACUACCGACUCGCGAAAAUUCUCAUCCGCACCUCCAUCAUCAAAAACGAUGGCACCCGGUUCUGACCCCAACAAGACCGCCCCGAAGGCACCCCAAAAGGUACUUUCUGGGAUCAAACGGCCUCGCGAAGACGAUCCUACCGGUGCCGAGGUGCGCACAUCCAAAAAGCCCACGCCGGACACGUCGGCUAGUGGUGCGAAAGCAAUUCCAUCGGCCGCAAAGUCGCUGGCUACCCCCACCGGCAAACCUAUCAACACAAAACCGACGGCGGCGCCAACGGCUCCCGGCCCCGCGGCUGCUCAAACAAAACCUCGAUCCGCCCUUUUGCUUCCCGGAAAGGCCCGUCCGGCAGCCAAACCUCUGCCCAAGGCCGAACCCGCGAAGGCCGAGUCAACCCUCAAAGCCCCAACGGCAGCCGGCGCCGCAAAGUCGGCCAAACCCAAGCCUGUUGAAGCGGCUCCCGCGUCGAAGUCAAUCUUUUCAUCCUUGAUGAAAGAGAUUGUCGAGGAGAAGAAAAUUAAGACACCCAUAACCGACAAGAAAAAGGUGAACGCUCCUGACCCGAACGAGACACCGCAGGAGCGUGAGCGCCGUCUUCACAAAGAGAAGCGUCGGAGUCUUAGAGUCGCUUUCAAAAGUGGUGAUGCGCUGGUCGAGAUCCGUGAGUUCACGCGCCACCCCGAGGAGAUCGAAAGCAGCACAUCGCGCAACGUCAGGACCGACGGCCGCAACAAGAACAGCGAAGAGAGCCAGAUGAUGAAGCGCCUCCACGGCGGUCAGGGCAUCAAAGCCCUGGAAGUGAACGACCGAGAGUGGGAGGAGCCGACCGUCAUUAAUUUCGCCGCUACCAUCCCUCAAGAGAAGAGGGAAAAGACAUUUGUCACUUGUGGCGGCCUCAAGACUUUCGAGACCGAUGAGCAGAAGCUCACUAGGGACCGAGAGUCGAAGGAAUUGAUGGUCAUCUACCAUAACCGCGCCGACAUACCGCCCACUCCCAGAUCGCCACCUUACGAGCCGUCGCUUUCCGGAAACAGCGCCGUUCGCGAGGCGCACCUAUCUCCCGAGACGCCUGGGUAUGAUGAAAUGUUACAGCGUGGCCGGGAGUACAAGCAGUGGGGCCCUUAUCAUGCCUCUCGCGCGGCCCAGGCUCGUAUCGAUACCAAAGCCCGUCCGGACUAUGCCGAUUUCACCAAGACGCUCAAGUCUAUCAACUCCAUCGCCGACUCGUACAACGGGCAGGCUCUUCGCCCGCCCGAUGUCCGCCCUCGCCAGCCCGUUGCUCAGGCGGCCGUCAAAGAUCCCCGGUCCUGGUACGAGCCUGCUGUGGCCGUCCGCCGCGAUCAGCAAACCCUCGAGCUUAUAUCUUCGGAUCGGGCCAAGAACUGGCAGGACCCGGAUCCGUAUAACCAAUCCAUGCCGCGCAAGCUGACGGAGGAAGAGUUGGACAACGACCCUAAGCUCCAGAAGGUGCUCGCAAAUCUUCAGGCAAUUGCUGCGUCUCUGAAAGCGAACCAGGCCGAGCAGCCGCCCAACCAGAUCACGCCUACCCACCAGCUCACGCAGCGAGAGGCUCCUCAGCCCGUCACGGCACCGGCCGCUCAAGCUGCUGCCCAGGAUUACUCGGCCGCUUGGGCCCAAUACUAUGCUGCCCAACAACAGCAGCAAGGUUGGUACGGCCAGCAACAGAACCCGUACGCUCAGGUUCAGGCUUCACAGACCGCUCAUCAGCCGCCUGCCGACCCGAACAACCAAUAUGCGAGCAUCCUCGCGGCCCUCGGCGUCCAACAGCCCGCCGCCCAGCCUCAGUCGCAGUCUGCCGCGGACCAGAAUAGUCAAAUUCAGGCCGCAUUGAUGGCCCUUGCUGCUGGUAACCAAGGUCAGGCCACAGCCCCCGCUUCGGCUGACGCGCAGAACACCCAGUACCUGCUCGAUAUGGUUAAGAUGGCCACCAGCCAGAACCAGGGCCAGGCGCAAGCCCAACCGGCCCAGAACGCUUACCAGCAGUAUUACGCCCAAGCCGCCCAGGGUGCCCAGGGCUAUGGCCAAGGCUACGGCCAAUCCAACCAGGAGCUCGAGGCCUACGGACAGACAUAUGGUGGCAGUGGUGCAGGUGCCAGUGGACAGGACCGUGAUUGGGAGCGUGAGCGGGACAGCUAUGGCCGUGACCGUGACCGCAACGACCGCGACCGCGACUACCAGCGUGGCAAGGGCCGCAACAGUGGUGGUGGUGGUGGUGGUGGUGGCAAGAACGAUAACAUUCCCGAGCACCUCCGAGGCAUCAACCGCAACCUGAUCGGCACAAAGGCGUGUGCUUUCUGGGCGAAGGGCCAAUGUGCCAAGGGGGAUAAGUGCACUUUCCGCCACGACUAG